AUGACUACGAUAGCCUCACGCGGGCUACGGCCCAACGCUUCCCUCCCCGCCAAGGUCCAGAGCAUACCGCCAAACCAAACAAUUUAUAUUACAAACCUGCCCUCUGCCAAGAUACAAAAAGAAGACCUGCGAACAGCGCUCUACAUGCUCUUCUCGACCUUUGGACCCGUCCUCGACGUUGUCGCCCUCAAGACCAUGUCCAUGCGCGGCCAAGCACACGUCGUCUUUCGAGAUGUUCAAGCCGCCACCCAGGCCAUGCGCACGCUAGAUGGCGAGGAGUUUCUGGGAAGACCCUUGAAAAUCCAAUACGCCAAGUCCAAGUCCCAUUUCAUCAGCAAGAUCGACGGCACCCUGAUGCCCCCUUCCAAGGGCGCCGCCGCCGCCGAGCAGACCGAGCUGCAGCAGAGCAUCUUCAACGCGCCCCCGGCUGGCACCGCCGCCGCGACGACGACGGCGACGGCGACCCAGGCCAAGCCCCCGAGCGCCGUGGACCACGCCAUGAAGGACGUCAGCGGCUCGCCCGAGAGCCGCGGCCAGAAGCGCAACCGCGACGACGAGAGCGAGCCUGAGGAUAGCGGCGAAGACAUGGCCAUGGACGAGGACAGCGACGACGAAUAG
Cordyceps fumosorosea ARSEF 2679 is the source of this 618-nucleotide messenger RNA. Its product is annotated as Nucleotide-binding, alpha-beta plait. Lineage: Eukaryota; Fungi; Ascomycota; Sordariomycetes; Hypocreales; Cordycipitaceae. Gene Ontology annotation, molecular function: RNA binding. The coding region runs from base 1 to 618 and encodes 205 amino acids. The transcript is spliced from 3 exons. The record is from RefSeq and is a predicted model, not a curated record.